Messenger RNA from Sordaria macrospora k-hell, 3606 nucleotides. RefSeq lists its product as uncharacterized. The record is from RefSeq and is a predicted model, not a curated record. NCBI's taxonomy places the organism in Eukaryota, Fungi, Ascomycota, Sordariomycetes, Sordariales, Sordariaceae.
AUGCAUCCUCCAAACGAACGGGAACGAGGGGGUUACGAUGGUGCCAGUGGCGGCGUCCUUCACCCUUUUCCGGCUCAUGUUGGACCCGGACCCUGGCCGAAACACGACGCUGCCAAUGCUGGCUCUGCCGGCGCUUCAGGUCCGUUGCACCAUCACCACGGCACCCACGGCGCCCUCAACAACAACCAUCAUCCCGUCCACUUCAAUCCGCUGCAGCAACACCCACCACACCUGAUUCUGAACCACAACCACAACCACAACCACAACCAUCACCCGAUCCGCAUGGAACCGCGCCGAGGGAGUCAUGGACAUGGUCGGACCUCGCCCGCAAUAGCUGCUUCUUCUGAACAGCAUUCCCAACACCCGCAGCGCACCCAGUAUGCCCGUGCAAUGAAUCACCACAACAGGCCUGUGCCCCUGGCGCUGCUCCCGAACCGCACCCCGGCCUCCCCUCGCUGGGAUUCCAUCGAUGCACGCUCGAGAAAUGUUUCGCCCGUCCCUCCGAGUCCAUUCCAACCAAACCACAACCACCACAUCACGUCACAAAGACCACGGGCCGAGUCGACUACACCCACUGGCACCCCGAGACUGACGCCGCGCUCCGUAUUUCCCGGCCUCUCCUCCCACCCCUUUAUACCCGAGGCGCUCGAGCCCGAAGACUCAGACCAGGACGUCCGUGACAUAGAACAACAACAACAACAAGACUACCAAGAUCCAGAACCGUCGCCAUCACGGCCGUCUAUCCGGAAAUUCCCCCUAAUCGGCCGAGGAAGUCAGCAGAUCGACGAUGAGGUUAUGCGCCAUUCACCAAUACCCCUAACGCCCACCUCGCCCACCCACAGCUACACUUCGUCGAUUGUCCAUUCUCGCCAGGCGACUACGGACACAGUCAUGGUUGUUGAGAACUUCUCCCGUCCGCGGAAGACGAGCACAUCUAUACGAUCCAAGAACUCGGACAUCUCCGUCAUCCGCGCGGCGCCCCCGAUCCGGCAUCAACAUGAACCUUCGUUCGACAGCCUGCACCACCACACAAACAACCACCCGACACAAUACAACGAAAACAUAGCACCUAAUCAAUUAUGGCCCCAGGACCGGCGCUUCUCCACUGCGUCUUCGCACUCGUCAAGCACGUUUUCGUCUUCGAUUGCCAAACGCCCGUCAAAUGACCAGCUUCAAAACGCAGCCAGGGACCAACCGCCAGUAAUGAGGCGCCCCUUUCCUGCACCUCCUGCCGGGGUCUCUGGCCUCCCUGCACGGCCUGCGCCUCCUGUCAGUUACAACAAUUACAACAACUUUUACCCGCCUGCGACUCGCGACCCUCCAGCUUGGAUCCAGGAGGAGUUCAGGCCACCAAGCUUCCGCUCUCCAUUUGCCACGAACUCGGGAGAGCGCUGCAGUAUUCUAACCACCCACAGUAUCACUGAGCAAUCCAUCAUCAAUGGCUAUGCUCGCGCGAGCUGGCGGACGAAUUCGAUAGCCGACGACGGCCCGAGCAUUGAAGACGUGAUGGUCAUGUACGAGCGGGGCUUCAACGACUCGGAGAUUGAGAACCUUGGAUUCCGCAAGAGCCGAAGGUUCCUGGACGAUACCGACCAUUUCGACCCGGACCUCGGAGUAUUUCCAAUGGGGGAAACCUCCCGACCCGCGACCAGUCAUUCAGACCCCGACACCGACCGGACGACCAAGAUCUUCGAGGCGAUGCAGGACGAGCCAUUACCAUUACCUGGAGCGAGACCGAUAUCCCGAAAAUCCGCUAGGCAAUCCAACUUGAAUCUCAGGAAAUCGGGACUAAUGAAUUCGUUGCCAAAGGACAUUGGUUUGGCGAUCAGCGAAGACAUGGAGAGAAAACGGCAACAGUCAAUCACAGAGUACAUGGAGAAGCAGAGGCAGGAAUCAGUAAGCGAGGAGGUUACGGAAAGGAGGAGACAGGAAUCUGACGCGAAGGACCCGGCAAAGCACGACUCGGCCAAGUUAAUGGAUGGCGAUAAUGUAAUUGAUUUGCAGGCCCAGGAACCUGCUGCGGCAGAUACUCCCACUCCCACGGCACCGAUGGAGUCGAUGGAGUCGAUGGAACCGAUGGAUACCCCCGAACUUGAUGCGCAAGAAGAAGAGGAGGAUGAGGAGGAGGAGGAGCGAUAUCGCGUUAUCCUAACGCCGAUUCCAACAGCGAAUAUGCCAGUCGAGCCACCCGAGGAACCGGGUAGCCGUGAUCGAUACGGUUUUCGAAAGGCCAAUUCGAACGUUACUCGUCAGCAGUAUGAUGACUGGGAUGCCCAAUACAGCGAAUACCUGGCACGUCGCAGGAGGAAAUGGAUCGCUUUUCUCAAGGAUAAUUCUCUCAUGACGGACAGGCCAAACAGGUUUCCCCCAAGAAGUACCAAGACGAAGAGGUUUAUCCGGAAAGGCAUUCCACCCGACUGGCGCGGCGCGGCUUGGUUCUAUUACGCUGGAGGUCCGGCACUUCUCAGCAAGCACAGGGGUGUGUACGAUGACUUGGUCAGGCGUGCAGGAUUAGAUCCGAAAGGCCCAGGCAAGCUGGAGGGUGUAAGGGGUGAAGUAAAGCCGCUGGUCUGCGAGGAUAUCGAAAAGGAUCUACAUCGAACAUUCCCGGAUAACGUACGAUUCAAACCACCACAAUCGACAACGCCCGGUGGUGAUAGCCAGGCUGCUGGUGGAUAUAUUCCGGGCGUCACCCAACCGGCCGAGCGUGCCGACGAGCCCGAGAUUAUCAGCUCUCUGCGCCGCGUUCUCCAUGCCUUCGCCUUGUACAACCCACGGAUUGGAUACUGUCAAUCACUAAACUUCUUGGCAGGCUUGCUUCUUUUGUUCGUCGAGACCGAAGAGCAGGCAUUCUGGUUGUUGAACGUCAUAACGCGAGUCUACUUGCCAGGGACGCACGAAAUGAGCUUGGAAGGCUCGAAGGUCGAUCUUGGCGUGCUGAUGGGGACGUUGAAGGAUUCUUUGCCCAACGUAUGGAAACAAAUCGGCGGAGACGAGCUUGAAGGGAACCCCAGCAAAAGACACCGGUUAGGGAACCGCGUGAGGCACGGCGGCAAGAACCUCAGCAUCAGCGACCCGAACCGACUCCCCGCCAUCACGCUGUGCAUGACGGCCUGGUUUAUGUCGUGCUUUAUCGGAACGCUCCCAAUCGAAACCGUGCUGCGCGUUUGGGACGUGUUCUUCUACGAAGGCUCUCGUACCCUGUUCCGCAUCGCCCUUACCAUCUUUAAGCUCGGCGAGAACGAGAUCCGGGCGGUCCAGGAUCCGAUGGAGAUGUUUGGCGUGGUGCAGGCCUUCCCCCGGCGGCUGAUCGACUGCAACAUGCUCAUGGACGCCUGCUACAAGCGGCGCAACGGCAUCGGACACCUGACCCAGGAGGCGGUGGAGGAGAAGCGGGCGGAACGACGCGAGAACAUCCAGAAGUGGAGGGCCUUGCAGGAGGCCGCGAGCGAGGCUGGACCCCGGCUGAAUACGGCUGCUCAUAGUGCGAACCCGGCGUCCAGGUCGCAGGCUGCUGGGCUGGACCUCGCUGCCGAUGACCGGAAGGGAACGCUGUUUGGUAGGAGGAGGGAUCGUGAACAAGCAAGGGCGGAUGAGGUGAUGUAG